GCAACCCCCCCAACCACAUUAAUUGAACUUUGCAUAAGUACCCCUCCAUCCCUCCCCCCUGCUGUCAAUUCCUCCACAGUUCAAAGUCCCCUGUUCUGAUCUUCUUCUUUCGCAUUUGGGUUUUUCUCGGAACCUCUGUUUUUUAUCAUCUUCAUCUUGAUCCAUGGCGGCCGAAGCAGGGAAGAAGGAAGAACAGCUGUCGAAGGUGAAGGUCACUUCUAAAACCCAUGUCAAACCGUGCAGGAGGGUGGGGAGGAGAGAGUGCCAGCUGAUCACAUUUGAUCUUCCCUAUUUGGCCUUCUACUACAACCAGAAGUUGCUGUUCUACAAGGGGGGCGAUUUCGAGGGCACGGUGGGGAAAUUGAAGGAGGGGCUGGGGGUAGUUUUAGAAGAGUAUUAUCAGCUCGCCGGGAGACUGGGAAAGUACGACGACGGCGUUUUCAAAGUCGAGUACGACGACGAAAUGGACGGCGUGGAGGUGGCGGAAGCGGCAGCGGACGGGGUCGCCGUCGCCGAUCUGACGGACGAAAAUUGCGCUCUCGACUUGAUGGAGAUGGUGCCGUACAACGGAGUCCUGAACUUAGAAGGUCUUCGCCGCCCGCUGUUGGCUGUGCAGUUCACCAAGUUAAGAGACGGGCUGGUGAUAGGGUGCGCGUUCAACCACGCGAUCCUCGAUGGAACCGCCACGUGGCACUUCAUGAGCUCCUGGGCCGAGAUCUGCCGCGGGUCCAAGACUGUGUCGGCCCCGCCGUUCCUCGAGCGCACCAAAGUGCGAAGCACCAGAGUCAAGCUCGAUCUCCCGGUGGGGCCCGCCGAUAACGUGGCCUCAUCCAACGGCGACGCAAAGCCGAGCCCACAAUCCAUCCGGGAGAAGAUCUUCAGAUUCUCCGGGUCCGCGAUCGACGCGAUCAAGUCAAAACUCAACGCGAACCUCCCCGCCGGCGCCAGGCCCUUCUCGACGUUCCAGUCACUGUCGUCGCACGUGUGGCGCGCCGUGACGCGCGCGAGGCAGCUGAGGCCGGAGGACCCGACGGUGUUCACGAUGUUCGUGGACUGCCGGCGGAGGGUGGACCCGCCCAUGCCGGAGAGCUACUUCGGGAACCUGAUUCAGGCGGUGUUCACGGGGACGGCAGCGGGGCUGCUGGCAGCUCAGCCGGCGGAGGCGGCGGCGGGGAUGAUACAAAAGGCGAUAGAGGCGCACGACGCGGCGGCGAUAGAGGGCAGGAACGCGGAGUGGGAGGAGAAGCCGGUGAUUUUCGAGUACAAGGACGCGGGGGUGAACUGCGUGGCUGUGGGGAGCUCGCCGAGGUUUAGGGUUUAUGAGGUGGACUUCGGGUGGGGGUCGCCGGAGAGGGUGAGGAGUGGGUCCAACAACAAGUUCGACGGGAUGGCGUACCUGUACCAGGGGAAGAGUGGGGGGAGGAGCAUUGAUUUGGAGAUUACCUUAGAUGGUGCGGCCAUGGAGAGGUUGGAGAAUGACGUGGAGUUUCUUAUGGUGGAGGCUAAUUAAUUAGCAAGUGUUUGUUGUGUGUGUGUGUGUGGGGGUGUGGUGUGUGGUGUGUGUAUCCCUAGUUUUUGU
This is a messenger RNA of Malania oleifera, 1579 nucleotides long. Its product is annotated as BAHD acyltransferase DCR. The record is from RefSeq and is a predicted model, not a curated record. The transcript is spliced from 2 exons. NCBI's taxonomy places the organism in Eukaryota, Viridiplantae, Streptophyta, Magnoliopsida, Santalales, Ximeniaceae. The coding region runs from base 164 to 1510 and encodes 448 amino acids.